This is a messenger RNA of Varroa destructor (honeybee mite), 7374 nucleotides long. Its product is annotated as nonsense-mediated mRNA decay factor SMG9. NCBI's taxonomy places the organism in Eukaryota, Metazoa, Arthropoda, Arachnida, Mesostigmata, Varroidae. The record is from RefSeq and is a predicted model, not a curated record. Gene Ontology annotation, biological process: nuclear-transcribed mRNA catabolic process, nonsense-mediated decay.
UUUACGCCGCAGUGCAUAGGCAAUCCCGCAACGACAGAGAGCCAGUUGUCCUCGCAUGUGGUACCUCGUAGCAGCAGUCAUCUGUCCUCAAAUAAUACCUAAAUUCCGCUGCGGGGGGGCCAUUACUUUUCGAAAUGUUUCGUACCACCCGCGCAUGAUACGAUUUGGAGCGCAUCCAUUUCGAACAUCACAGUAGAGAGGGACCAUUGUAUCAGUGAUGCGUUAGAAACUUGCGUCUGUGGUUGUGGCAGUAAGGCUAGUGUAGAGGUAUGUUGUCGUAUUUAGUUGGACUGGCAGCUGUAAAGAGCUGGUAUAGAGCUAUUGGAACCUCCUGCCUGGAAGUAUAGAGGAUUCGGUCGUGUGUUAACAAUGCUAUAGGCAGCUGUGGUAGCUAGACAUACUUGAUUCGGGACUUGUGCGAUAACCGCCACUGUUACUCGCUUAGCUGCUCCCGCCUGUUGACCCGUUGUUUUUUAAGGAAGGAUCGUUUUCUUCAUAGCGAAGAGAGGACCUGGACAACAAAGCACUCGUUGAGCAGAUCAAUCUGUCAUUAAAGCUUCCUGUGUAGCUUAAAGAUUCUUGCAAAAAAACUUUCAUGUGUUUAGAUGUUAUUUUACUGUAGUGUGUGCACUGAUGUAGUCGUCAGGUUACGUCGCUAGCGCCAAGUUGCCCAUGAGUCUUCUGUUGUCAUCAGGCAGUUUGCCAGAGCUAGACAGCGUCAGUCGGUGCAAUAGCAGGGCGACGUUUUCCGAUGGGCGGUCGGAUGACAAGGUCGGCCGAAUAAAGAGUGGCAGGCACAUCCGGGAAACGACUUGAUGGAGUAACCACGAGAGAUUGCUGGCGACAUAUCGCUGUUUUGAAUUUGCAACGACAUCGGUGGUAAUAAUAUGAAUAAUAAUAAUAACAAUAAUAAUAAUGACGAAGCGAUGAGGCAAAAAACUGUUAAUAGAUUUGAGUACCAGAGACCAUAUCGCACUUUCUUUUAGAGUCCCAUUUAAUUUGAUUGUUGUUACGGGAAUUACGUAAAAGGCGUAAUACAUAUGACUGCCAUCAUUACACUACUCCUUUCCACCACGGUGAUCACCAUUUUUAGCUAGAGAGCGGUUAGUUCGUAUUACUGCUGAGUAGAGUAGUGUUAAAAUGCUGGUUCGUGAGACAAUUCGGUUUGGGCUUGUGUACGUCAGCUGAUUUCAUCAAUCGUGGUAAAUUUGCGGAUGCUUUCAUGGAGACUGCCUAUAGAAUCAGUACUGUCCGAGCGUGCAAAUGCAAGAGCUACCUAAGUGUGGCGUGUAAGCAUUUCCUUCUCCAAUAUUUACUUCCAAGCAUUUGUGUUCAUAUUAAAGGCAUACAACGUAUACAUGUGGCUGAAACACUGCUUCGGAACAGAAACUGACCUAAACUCAAAACGUUUAUUGGCUACAUAUCUUUGCGUCUUCCUUAACGACAAGCAUUAUUGUUCUCUUACGGUUCGCAGUGUUGGCAGAUAUUUGACAUACAGAGGAAUUAUAUGCUAAUAAAAAUCUACUGCCACACUUUUAAACGAACGUUAAUCGCACAGAGAAAGCGCGGGCGUGGAAUACUGUACGGUCACAGUAGCGCAUACAACGACUACAGAUUAAUAUUACAAGUAUUAAUAUUGAGACCGACAAGAAGAUCUAUGAGAUUAUAAAUAGCAUAGAUGUAGAACAUUUGACCGUGUUCACCCAUAAGCACCGGGAGGCGUUAACGUAAUUCAUCCAUUUCGCACUAAUAAUCCGCAUCGAAUACAUAUAGUGGGUUGCCUAACACUAUCCAGUUACUUGCUCGAACGUAACUUACGAAAUAAAUGCAGUUGCUCGACUUGAAGCCGAGUUCUGAGCUAGAACUCGUUUAGUCGUUUGAUUAUCAGUUUCCUCAUCUCAGUUAUCUUGGUACACUGUUUGCUUGAGCUAGUACAUCGUUCGAGUCACUCCGUCACGUUACUGUAAUAUUUCAUUACUCUGUUUUAGUAUAUUUAUAACAGGGCUUCGGUAAUUCAUCACCUUACUUCCAUUGUUCAAUCUACCGGGCUCAGAUCUAUUAUUAUUAUUAUUAUGUUCCAAGUGCUGUGACACCUCCGAGCCGAUUAUACCGUGUAAUUUCAUUGCAACAAAGUCGUCGCCGUCCUACCAUUGACACAUUACGCUCUUGUAAUUAUCUCACUGUCGCAAAUACCAGUGCGUUGUGUUCCAGCGGUGCUUCACGGCGAAAUUAGGACAGUGCUGCCCAUUGAAGGCUGACAAGUAAAUUUGACGGACGUGCGACGCUACAAAUAAAAAAAUACAGAGUUCGCAAAACGUGAUCACCAACGCAGGAGCAAAAGUGCCUUAAUUUUCCCCUGUCCACUUCCAAACAGUGCCUGUACUCCAUCAUAGCGCUUCCCUGCCAUUAAAAGGUGUUUAGGGAUCUACAAACAACGAGAGGAACUCAUAUCUGUCCAUCGCUUUGUGUCCACCAGUGAAACAAACAUAAGAACUUUCUGCGAAUCAACUUAUUUCCGUGAAGGGGGAAACGUGACUAAACAGGUGUGGCUGCCGGGAUGAACGGCGAGCCCCGGCGGGGUCGGAGGGCCCGGGGCCACCAUGGACGCGAUAGGGAUCAACGCGGCGAUAAUAGAUCGGAACGAUCAGAUCGAGAAGGUCGAGGUGAUCGAGCCAAUGAAAAUGAUAUCGGUUCUCUUGGAUCGAAUAACCAUAUUGGAACAAAAGGCGUCGUCAUUCUUGCGAAAAAAGAUUCGCAGCGAGACAAACCCAAGGAUGAACCACAAGUUGUCCGCGUCGAGAAACGAGAAGAACGGAAAACCGACGAUGCAGUCGCAGCAUCCCCUCUUCUUCUCAGGAGCAAUCGAGUCGCGCCUGCUUCUGCACAAUCGCAGACGCCUCACAAGCCCCAGCUUAACGUAGCGAGCCUUCAAGCCAAGUCAAGUCUGGCGGCAAAAGCUGUUAGUGAAGCGGUUCGCAGCGGCGGUAUUGUCGGCAAUGGUCGGGGUGAAAUGAUGCAGCGCGCCAAAUUCCUGAACAAGCAUGGUGAACUGGAGGAAGACCUCCUGCAGUAUCUCACUGACGAUGCCUACUUUAAAGUCGUCGGGGUAAUUGGACCUCAAGGAACCGGCAAGUCGCAUGUGUUAAACGUGUUAGCCGGUCGAGCAGCAUUUCCGGUGGAGCGUACGGAUGAUACUGCCUCGUGCCGCCCACGCACAGUCGGAAUUGACGCAUUCGUCACCCCCGACCGCACCGUGCUCCUUGAUGUUCAGCCUGUGCUGUCAUUGUCUGCUAUGGAUGCGCUUAUCCAAAGCGAAAAGAGAACCCCAUCGGGUGCAAUAGAUUAUCAUCAGUCGCUGGAAAGCCAGGUGAUGGUUGAGUCGCUGCAAACGGCAUGCUUUCUUCUAUCUGUCUGUCAUAUUGUAAUCGUGUGCUUCGACUGGUUUCUUGAUCGGGACCUCGCCCAGUUCCUUCAGUCUGCCGAAAUGCUCAAGCCAGCUACACCGCGAAGUCCUGCCACAAAUAUGCUCGACGACGAUAUCUCAGAUUACUUUCCUCAUGUGGUGUUUGUUAAAAACAAAUGCGAUUUUGUGAGUUACAAGGAGAACAAAACAAUGGCUGCUCAGCUUGCACGUGUAUUCAAGGAUUCGAUGCUGAUGAUGCGAGAUGGCGUUACGAACUCGUUCGGGCGAGCAGUAUCUGACGAGGCAGUGAACAUAUUCCAGAUGCCAUUAAAGAGCGAUCCUAUGUACGAGACCUGUGCCAGAGAACUUUUGUCGAAGGUACUAAGCAUGCCAUAUGACGACUUCAUUGAGCUGAAGGCCGGCAUCUUUAGCGAACGCCACUGGUUUCAGUAUGCAACGAAGAUCUGGGAAGGCAUACGCAAAUCGGGCAUGUUCCAGGAGUAUAAGCGACUCCUCGUGUGAGCCAGCAUCGGCGCCCUGAGGAACGGCUCUUGGAGCCCGGAUUUGAGUCUAAACCUAAAACACAGCGAGAUGCUUUAACGAGAAAAAAGAAAGCCAACGACACGAACAAGAAGACGCAAGCAGUAACAACAAGAUGAUGACAGACAAAAACACCAGAGGCGAGAGGAACAGACGACGAGCAGAGGAUCGAGAGCAAGAGGCACUGUGUGUACGAAGGAAAGGACUACCUAUGAUCAACCAGCCUGUCACCAGAACGGUUAUCAUCUCGCCAGUCGGUUGGUGACAAUGAAAUGCUAACGGUAUUCAUGAUGCUCAAAUGCAAUCGAACUCCUGCAAAUAAAUGCGACAACAAGCAAUCAAUGCAGGAACAAAUGCAAGCUGCAGCGGCUGUAAAAACAGCAGCUGCAGCAGCAGCAGCAGCAGAAAAGGAAACAAAUAAAGAAACGCAACAACUUCAAUCAACAUUAAAGCAACGCAGAACAGAGGAGAUGCGAUACGACUCUCCGGGAGUAACUGAAAAAUUUGCUUUGAUUGGAACAACAAAGACGAUGAUGAUGAUCAUAGGGGAAAUGGAAAAGACCGAAAUUAUAUAAAAGCGAGCGGUGGGCUUUGAGAGAGAACGACAAGUAGCUUAAAAGCAACGAUUAAUGAUUUACCGCAAAUCGCUAUAAUAUGUAAAUUAAUAAUAGUAUUGAAUUAUUACUAGUUCAUUCACUAGAUUUAUGGAGAAUUCGAAAGUGGUGAGCAAGUACGGUGUGCAUUUUGCAUUUUGUAAAUGCGAAACCAACUAAAUGCAGACGCGAGAAAUCAUCAUCCUUCUCUCUCAAAAUUCCUUCACAGAAUGGUGAAGAACAAAAAGACAUGGAGGCAAGGUCUUAAAAAUGGAACGAGGAGAGUCGUACCAUCCUUUUGUGGGUCGCCGCUACGGAUGUCGGGCGGUGGCGCUUGGAACGGCGCAGAGGAAGCGAUCAGGAGAAUGGCAAGCGAACAAAAAAGGAUAAGUGCACCUGAAUCAAUGCGUUACGUUUUUCAGCAUUGUCAAUCAUUGUUUGGGUUAGAGCGACAACAUUUCGAUAUUGAGCUCUACCACUAAAUAAGAAAAGAUAGUUCCUGGAACUAUUGACCUAGACGGCGCACCUUUACUAAAGCAGUUCUCGUGUGCUUAAUAAGCCAUCUCUUUAGGCCACUUCCUUUGACAGUAGACGUCAAUCGUCAACGUAAACGACAAUAAACCACGUCAAACAUAACAAGACUACAUCUCUACGAAAGCCAGUUCAGUGCCAUCCUCUUCAUCCAGAGUAAUGUUCAAUGUGUAGCCACGUGUGUUGUACCCAUAGAGUAUGCUGGUCCCUCUGUACUGCGUAAAGCCAAUAAUGUGCUGCCAAAGGGAGCAAAAUUGUUGUACGAAAAAGACGCAACGUAUUACCGCUAGCGCAGUACAAUCACACGUAACGAAUGCAGUCUGGCAAUUGCUCAACAAUUGCGCACAACAAUUGAUUAUAUCAAUAUUUAGACACACACUCUCAUUCACAUAGACAACAAGCAAUAUGCAACCCUACCUCCGUCCAUACAGUGUCCUCCCCCGCAACUCUCAGCAUUCAGGGGGCUGUUGAAACUGGCGGCCAAAAGCUAUUCGAAGGUCACUGACAGCGUCGAGUGUACACGCUCAGUGGCUGAGCUGUUGAACAAAGGUUCAACUCCGUGCCGUCACACCAGCUCCCGGCUUAUAAAGAACCAACAAACCAAGUUAAUAUAUCGAAACAACAGCGCUAAAAGGCGAGAUAACACCCACGAACAGCAUCAACAAGCUAAUAAGCAAUACCAAUAAAAGCCCGUCGUUUCAAAAUCGAGUCAACAUUUACAGCGACAAUGGUAACGGGAACAAACCAGCUAUGGGAACCUACCAUCAAAUCAAAAUACCAUCGGCAACUGCAAACGAACCAGUGUACAUCAGUAGUCUAGUAGCAAACAGACGGGAACAAAUGGCAAAGAAAGCGAGCAGUCGAUUAUGCCUAGGCGACUAAUUACUAAAGAGCUUUAAUCAAAUCUGCUCGCAACGGCACGGAAUGUUAAUAGCACCGUAUGUAUGUAAACACGCAUCGAGUGCCAGUAUUGAAAUUGGCGUUCUCCAAGGCCUGAAAGCCAGAAAGCACGCAAGCAAAAGUCUAUUGUUAGCUGUAUAACCCAACGAUGUUAAGAAAGUCCGACCAUAAAACUAGCCGCGCCGUACCUUGCGCCGUGUGUCGAUUGUAUCGAUGGUUCAAUAUGCUAUUCAGCCUCGAAAGAAGUGGAGACAGAACAUCGUAUGGUCGUAAUAUGGUCCCUUAGAUAGAUCUAUAUGUAACAUGCGCAUUGUGGUUUAACAUAUCGAUAAGUAGGUAGUAGAAGAGAAAUUGAAAUUACAUUGAACCCAACCUUGUAAUCCAUGGACUUUAUAAACCUGCUGGUAAAAUCUGUAAUGGCCCAUGUUCUGAGCUAAUAUCAGUUUGGUGUAAUUAAUUAGUAGGAUGUUUUUUACCGCUUACCUUGGAAAAAAUAGGUUUCAAUUUGCAGUAUAUAAAGUGAUUGAAAAUUUGAUGAAAUCGGUGUAACAAGGGGAACAGUAAAUGAUGAAACUAGAAAAAAAUUCAAGAUAAGGAUUCUGUGAAAUGCUCAAUCUUUGGUCCGAGAUCUUUCCUGUUUGUGCUCGACAACGUAUUCGUUGUUCUGUGUGCAAAUUAAAGAAGUUUAAUCACUCAAAACAAUUUUACAAAACUUUCUUACAAGAUGCCGGGUUUAUAAUUUCCUACUAGCCUAGACAGCGGUUUACUGUACUUUUGGACCUACUAACGACCUAUCGAGGGUAUUCGAUGCGUUUACAUUUGCUGAUGGUGUUGCGAAAAUGCGCAAGAGUAGAUUAUUGGCUCCUAGAGUGAAACGACAUAUUAAAGCCUCUACUCGAACAGACAAGUAAGAAUUCAGAGGUCAAGAAAAUAAUCAUGAACGAAAUUUAUUAUACGGGAAAUAUCCUAACGGAAAGGCUUAAAAGACUUUAAAUGUACUCCCACAAGCAGGCAUUAACUAGGGUUGGCGAAAAAGGAGUCUUAGAACAAUAGGAACAAAAUGAUGUAAUUUAUUUCUUUCUGCUUUUUUUUAAUUGUCUUUAAUUCACCUGUGGAGGGGCAAUGUGGUCCUCACCAGGCGACCCAGGCCCAAAAUAAUCGCUCGGAACUAACAAUCUGUGUUUACUUUUUCUUCGGCGCGAGCUCUAGGCCUCGCACAUAGUUCCGUGGAAUCUUGUACGUUUCUGAAAGAUCAGGUAAAAUGUGGACAAAAGCAAAUCGACAAGGAAUUAUUCAGCCGGAUUAUUUCGAAACAACAGAAAUUUCGGUGUAUAGGGAAGUAACAUAAAAAUUAUGAUUUGUCUGUUGCACAAAAACACGUAGGGAUGAUAUAAUUUCGCAAUGGCG